Molecule: messenger RNA, 12573 nt
Organism: Glossina fuscipes
Lineage: Eukaryota; Metazoa; Arthropoda; Insecta; Diptera; Glossinidae
Gene: HUWE1
Product: E3 ubiquitin-protein ligase HUWE1
Exons: 25
Coding region: 66-12500 (4144 amino acids)
Biological process (GO): protein polyubiquitination; positive regulation of protein catabolic process; proteasome-mediated ubiquitin-dependent protein catabolic process
Cellular component (GO): nucleus
Molecular function (GO): ubiquitin-protein transferase activity; protein binding
Source: RefSeq, a predicted model, not a curated record
UACUUUAUAGCCAGUAUAUAUGUUCGUAUAUGUUUGUACGUGUAUGUUAGAAGUGUGUUAAAACCAUGAAAGUUGAUAUGACAAAAGUAAAAAAGGGCUCUUCGGAGUUGACGCCUGAAUGUCUUCAUUUAAUAAAUGAGAUAUCUCAAUGUAAUAGUUCCGUCGAACUGUUAAACUUUCUAGAAAAGGUAAAAGUAUGGGUCUACGGUAAAUGCGAAUUAUACCAUUGGAUUAACACAUUGGAUAGAUUCGAUGGUAUUUUAGAAGAAGCUGCGAAACCUGUUAAUGGCAACGAGCAUAUUUUGCAAUGUGACGUCUCAUUCUCUGACCAGGAUGUGCGUUUGUUACUUUCCGUACUACAUUUUACAACGCUCUUGAUAGAGCAUUCAUUUUCUCGGCAUCUAUAUAACUCUAUUGAGCAUCUUACAGAGUUAUUAUCAUCUGGAAAUAUGGAUAUCGUGCUAGCGAUAUUAAACCUACUCUAUAUGUUUUCAAAACGCAGCAAUUUCAUUCCUCGUCUAUCCUUGGCUAAGAAGGAUAUUUUACUGCGAAAACUUUUUAAUAUUGCUGAAAGAUGGGGUGAUCCAAAUAAUGGUCUAUCCUUAAUUGACUGUUGCCUUAGGAAACCAAAAGAUGAGUUUCUUAAUCAAUUAUUUAUCGAAUAUGUCAAUGAAAAGGGCCAAAGGGUAGUUUUGGAGAUACCAAACAUGAAGUCACUUUGCCAAAAAUAUUCUUCCAGUGAAGUAGUAAAAAUACUUUGCGAAGGCAUACCGAAUCCGCCUGAAGAAGUUAAGAUGCGUAUUGCCCACAGAGUCAGAUUAGUCUCUGGAUUUAGAAAUAUGAAACUCCGACUUCAAUUUGUUCAAGCUCGUCUACAAGCAAUUUCAGUUCUUAUAUAUUCUAAUGCGCUUCAAGAUAAUGUGGAAAGAGUUCUUUACACUGGAAUUGGAGAAGAACUUUGCGAGUUGAUUGAUCGUCAAGACAAGCAUUUAAUAGACAUACGUGCAGCUGUUCUAAGGACGCUUACGUCAAUGUUACAUUUUGACCGUAAUCCAAAUAUUCCCAGACCCGGAUCGAGAUUAUCAAAAAUAAUAUAUUAUACCGGGGCAGAAAGGCAGACGGGAAUGUUACCACGAUUAGUGAAAGACUGCAUUUCUAAUUUGACUAGUGAUGUUGAAAAUUAUAAUUAUCCGUUAGCAUUGGCCACGUCUCUAUUUAGCCUAUUAUAUCAUUUGGCUAGUUAUGAAUCCGGGGGACAAGCUCUCAUAAAAAGUGGUAUGAUGCAGUCACUUUUGCGAGUAAUAAGUUGGACUGGCGUUGAUCUUGAGCACAUUACCUUCGUUACUCGAGCUGUUCGAGUUAUUGACCUUAUAACUAAUAUUGACAUUGCUAAAUUUCAUCAAAAUAAUGGAAUAAAUAUUUUUAUCGAUCGACUGGAAAAAGAGGUAUCUAUAUGUCGUGAAGUCAUAACUAGGGAACUUGUAAAAAGUCAAUCUGAUGAUACCGUUGACGAGAUUUCCAACCCGAAAGAAUUAGACCAUGAAAGUGAUGAUUCAAGUAAUUCUGUUCGCAUGGAUUCUAAAUGCUCUGCCGUAGCUGAUAAAAAUGAAUAUCCAGAAUAUAGUAGUUACGCAAAAUCAUCCAAAGAGCGUUUAAGUAAUAAAUUCGUUAUAACACGGAACACGAAAUCAAAUAAGAUUGCUUGCGUUACACAAAGGGCAGCGCUUCUAAAGUCCAUAUUAAACUUUGUUAAGAAGUCUAUACAAGAUCAUGCACACUUUAAUGGAACCCGCAAUAUAAUGGAAACAAGUUUACCAAAUUCUUUGCAUCAUAUUAUCUUCAAUGCCGAAUUUUAUGGUCCUUCUCUAUUCUUACUGGCUACUGACGUUAUAAUUGUCUAUGUUUUUAAUGAACCCUCUUUACUUUCCUCUUUGCAAGACUCGGGCCUAACAAAAGUAAUAUUACAAAGCCUACUAGAAAAGGAGGUACCAGCCACUAGAGAAGUUUUAGCUUCAUUACCAAACGUCUUUUCUGCACUCUGCUUAAACGAAAGAGGUUUAAUGGAGUUUAUGUCGUAUAAUCCGUUUGAUAAGCUAUUGAAAGUUCUAUUGUCGCCAGAUUAUUUAGUUGCUAUGCGUAGACGCCGCUCAUCAGAUCCUUUAGGAGAUACAUCAACCAAUUUAGGAAAUGCGAUGGACGAUUUAAUGAAACAUCAUCCAUAUUUAAGAACGGAUGCAACCGAAGCGAUUGUUCGUUUGCUCAAUGAAUUAGUGCGUUUAGGUUCAGAUAUAAACUAUAUAUGUUGGCGUGCUAACAAAGACAAUAAUGCGAAUUGCGGCUACAAUAAGGUCAAUAUAACGGGCGAUGCCAAUCAUACUGAAACUGCCCGCAGUUCAAAUAAUUUUAGCAAUACCCCCGACGCGGAAGACAACGGCAAUGACAGCAGUGGAGAUGAUGAUGAAGAUGACGAUGAGGUAUCAUCUGUGUCUCAGCAGCAAACUCAAACAAGUCAAAUUCCAGAAGCGUGCAUGCCGCACGGAGCUUCAACGAAAAUUGUCGAAAGAGAGCCAAUUCCGUUAAUCGACUAUAUCUUAAACGUUAUGAAAUUUAUUGAGGCUAUUUUUAGCAACAGCUCAAAUGGUGAAAACUGUAGAGAAUUUGUUCUUUACGGUGGUCUAAAGCCAUUGCUACAAUUGCUUUCUCUACCAAAUUUGCCCGUUGACUCGCCAAUUUCAACUACGGCACUGGCUGUAGCUAAUGUCGCCAAAUCUAUUCUGAACGUAUCUCAUGAAACAAAAGUUAUCGAUAUUUCGUUACAGCAACUGCUGGAAAUUGUUGAUCAGUUAGAGCCACUCAUUUUACAAUUCGAUUUUCCUAACGGAAGUAUUCUUUUCCGCGAACUAUUAUCGUGCCCGAAUGUUAACGAAGGAUUUUCGAAUGCUGAGUUUACUCCUUUACUACAUAAAAUGAGUGCCGUACAUGGUUAUGUUGUAAUGCUUGUGCAUCUAUGUCGAAAUGCUUCAAACGAUAUGCGUUCAAUAUUGCUAAGGCAAUGGGGAAGCGAAGCUGAUAUUGGCCUACGCCUAUUACAAAAAUUGGUAAAAUUGUAUAUAUCACUAGUUUGGGAAAGUACAAUACUCCUAAAUAUGUGUUCUGAAGAAUCGCUUAAUCAAACAGCUUUAUCGUUCAGCUGGAGCAAUAUGAUGUCAUUUCCGAUAGAGGUUGAAAGGAAAAAUGCAACGCAUACAAAAAGUAACAGUGAUGAAGCACGAACGCCCGACGAUCAUCAAAAUGCGUUAAAAAGCAAGGUAAAGCUGGAAGAUCAACUUCGGUGCACGAAAUGCCUUUUAGCAGCCUCAUCUCGCUUAGGACGAGCAUUGGCCGAAUUAUUUGGAACUCUUGUAAAAUUAUCGGUUGGGUCACCGCAAUCGCGUCCAAGACGUGUACAUGACUUUGUUACAAAUAUAUCAUCUAGUAAAUAUCCAACUCCCGAGGCUAGAUCCAUAGCCCGAGUUUUGAGUUCAAUAUUAGUGAAUGGUUUUUGUCAUGAAAAUUUAAAAUCGAAACCGGCUGCUAAAUUGAAGCUCACAUUUUUAAUUUGUUCGGUUGGUUUUACUGGACCAAUGCUCUUUGACGAUAAGAGGAAUGCAUUCCAUUUGAUGAUAUCGCAAUUUUAUCAGCAAAACGGAAUAAAAGCAUUUUUUGAAAUGUUUUACUGGGCAUUAUCAAUAAAUAAUAGUCCAUAUAAUAUGACCGUUGAAAAGACAUUGACAAUUGAAAAUAUACUUGAAGAUUGUCCCGAUGAUAAUUGUGAAUUUCCCGAAGGUUCGGGUGAAUUUUUAUACGCAUGGUUACAGCUGCUUGAGAAGAUGGUCAAUCCUACCGGUAUAUUGGAUUCGCCUUAUGAAGUGUCACCGCAAGCUGGUCAAGAUGCAAACGCAAUACAAUUCGAACCAAUAUUUUAUCUUAUACAAGUGCAUAAUUUCGCAAUACAUGCCGUGAGACGGCUUUGGAAUAGGGAACCAAUUGCAAAUUAUGGAAUUUUGAUGACAACCACAAUAAUGACUAUUUUAAAGCACAUAGUAAAACCACAAAACUUUUUCCAAGAGCAAUUUCAAGCCCGUAUCAAUGAAAUUCAUAAUAAGAAUCAAACUAUAAAAAAACAUUUGGAAUUUGAAUAUUAUAAAGAAGGUGGCAUAUUUAGAGGCAAUUUAAGAAUACUGAUUGAUAUGGGUUUUGAGAGAUAUCAAGUAUUGGAAGCACUUCGAAGCACUUCGUCGUUAGAACAAGCCAUGGAUUAUCUUUUGAAUCGUAGCGAAAAUUCUGAAAUAUUAGAUAACGUGUGCGGAGGCGAAACCUCUUUUUCGAGCAGUUCUUCAAAAUCGAAUAAAAUUGAUGGUGAAUCUGAACUUCCGUCGCCGACCGCGCAAUUGGAAACUAAAUUGCCGACCGUUAAAACUUGUCCUCAAACAACUGAAAUUUUUUUAAUUCCCGAUGAUAUAUUCAACAAAUUUUGUGAUGAAAUUAUCGAAAAAAUCUUUCAAAUAAUGGAGAAAUAUAUAAUUCCUGACAUCAUUAACGUGGGUUCUGAAUUAAUAUCCGUCCUAUAUCGUCGAAGGAGCCAACACGAAAAGAAAGUUUUCAUUGAUAAGCUAGUCUGCGAUCUGCAAUAUUGGUGUGGCAAUGUAACGCAAACUAUAAACGAUUCAAAAAAUUCGUGUGAACUUAAAGAUGAUUGCAUCGUUGGCUCGACGGCCACAAAAUUACAAACAAGAUUGAAAGUAUUCACGCUUUUGCUUGAAGAAACGUAUAUUGAAUUUAGAAAAGAGUUUUGCAAACAUUUGCUGGAAAAAAAUUGUUUAAGUGCUUUAGUUUCGCUUCUCAUUCAAACUGAAAUCAUGCUAACGAAUCAAUCGCAAUUAGGGGCUAAAAAGAAAAUACCUCUAUGGUUGCAUAACAUAAUAGAAUUUAUAGAUUCCGUAGACAGUGCUAGUCUUAUAUUGCAGCGUAAGGCGAAUGUUGAAUCCAUAACUAACGACGUCUGGAAAUGGUAUGAUAUAUCGAAUGGCAAAUGGAACACUUACUCGGAAGCGAAUAAUGCAAUAAUUCAAAAAGCUUUCAAUAGCGGAGAACGUUCUGUAAAUAUUAACAUAGGACGUCAACGAUAUACAAUGAAUUUUAAUUGCAUGACGCAUGUAAGCGAACCAUCAGGAAGCCAUAGACCCGUAUUACCCUCACUAAAAUUAACGGAUUUACUUGCCACAAUGAGAAAUGACAAGACCAACUUGGCGCUUGACUGUAUACGAACAUAUACGGUUUCAUCAAAACCGGAUGGAACCAUUGAACACAGUCAUGAAAACUUGUUUUUAAAAUCGAUUUUUAACACCAACGAUUCAAGUCUGCUAAGUGUGAAAAAACAAGAAGAAAAACGACAAUCAGUAACAGUUUUGGAUGAAGCCUAUUACGAAGAAAAGGAAAACAAUAUUAAGAAGAAAGGAUUCUACAGUGGAAAAGGUGCCGUUCCGAUACGAAAGAAAUAUUUAAGCAUUGUCCUAAAUGAGGAAUCUGUCGGCUUAUCGAAACUUGAUAACAACAGCUUUAUUAUAUGUUUAAUUCGUUUAUUACAACAUGGAUUUUUCUUGCAAUUUGAUACACAGCUCGCUAUAUUGAAGCUUUGCUCGCGCCUAACAAAGAAUUACAGGAACGCUGAAAUUUUCUUUAAAAAUGGCGGUUUGAAAUUGCUAUUAAAAAUGCGACAAUCGUGUGGCAUAAUGGCGUUUCCAACUUACGCAAUUAUAAUAAUUCGUCAUCUUCUCGAAGCACCAAAGGUCCUACAAGAGACAUUCGAACAAGUACUUACAUUGAAGACUUCACAACAGAUUCCGGCAUCACAUCGGGAUGUACUUUUUGCACUUACGCAAAUGUCAUCGGCCGUAUCACGUAAUCCUACACUUUUCCUUAGCACAGCCAAACAAAUAUUGCAAUGGGAUUGUUCAUCGAAUUUGAAAUUUUCUCUCGAUCAUUCGAAAUUUCUUAUAAAGGCCGCUAAAACUAAAAAAAUGGAAAGUAAAGAAACGCAUUCUGAGGAUAAUCUAACGGUUCAAAGUUCGGUGAAAGUUGUAAAGGAACUUUUAAAAGCAGUUAUCCAACCAUGUAUCCAUUACGGAGGUGUGCCAGCUCAAAAUAAUGCCGAAGAUGUAAAAUUGGAAGCUGCUUCUCGAAAUGAGAGUCCACGAAAAGAGGAUGCUGCUAACAGAACACAAGAUAAAUUCGAACAAUGUUGUUGCAGCUGGCAUAUACCUUGCAGCGGUCGUGUUCAUCAUAAACCAGUUAUAUCAAGAUCAACAUUAUUAAAAAUUCUUGUCGAUAGCGUUCGAUCGUAUCAGACAUUAGUACCGCGUUUAAUUGCCUCCCAUAUAUAUUAUCCAAAAGAUAGCGCACUCAUUAAACAUGAGCAAUCAUUUCUUUCAUUUGUUUUGGACAAUUUCCUACCAAUAGUGCGUCCUCAACAAAUUUCCGAAGUCAGCGUCAUGACACGAGUCUUGAUAUCGUCCUUAGCCGAUUGUUAUACACAAAUUGGCGUACAAACGAAAGUCGUUGAUGAAGUCCAAAGCGCCAUUAAACGCGCCCUCAUCUUGACUGAUUCCCCAGAGAAACAUACUCGUAUACAAGUGCUUGUUGGACUAUUACCCGUCAUGAUUGAUAGCCCUGUAUUAUCGUAUAAGAACUAUAUGUUCGAGACGUUAAUAAGAAAAGGUGUUAUGACGAGCUUAAUAAAAAUAGCACAAUAUACCGAUUUAUCAAAUCAAAAGACAAUAUCAACUGUACAAAGUAUACUGCGACCAAUGGACAUAUUGUUACGUAUUGCUGUGUCACCCAUUACAUUAUCAUCACAAAAUGUGCGUAUCAUUCCAACAAAUUCAGUUUUAGAUCGUAGGCUUUUCCCACGAACGACCCGUUCCAAUUGGUAUAAUUCAACCGAGGAGGAUGAAACGUUAAGAACUAUCAUACGAAAUGUGUUUUCGGAGCGAAGACAAGCUUUCGAUUUUAUCUUCAAUAAUGACGAUACAUUUUCAAAUUCCGCAGAUUCUCAGGCUGUAGUUGGUUCCAAUACGGAUAACGAUACCGAAGAGACCAAUACACUUAUGUCAUUUAAUAAUGAUCAAGAACUGGACUUUGAUAGACUUUGGAAUAAUUUGUUACAAAAUGAAAAUUUAAGAGCUAUUGAAGAGAACGUUUCUGUAUCGACUAUCUCGGAGAAUAUGGCAACGUUAAGUCAAAGCGAUCAUGAACAUUUGGAUAAUGAUGAUAACGAUGACGCCCAUAUUAGUGGAACUGGUUGCAGUAGCGAUGGCGCUUCUACAUCGUCCGAGAAUACUCCAGCCAUAAUUGAUAAUCAAACGUCAAUAUUGGGCGAGGCUAGUACCAGCGAAACUGAUUCGGAUUCGAACGUUUCAACCGAAAAUGAGGAUAUCAUUGAUGAAGAUGAUAACGAUGAGCCUGAAGAAUGUACCGAAGAACGGAAUGAGAACAAUGGCAAUACACGCCAGUAUAUUGAGGUAUUUGAUAAUGUGUAUGUACCCGAAUCUUCUGAGACGGCAUCAAACGAUCCCGAUAUUGAUGCUGAAGACGAUGCCUCCGAUAUUGGAGGAACGGCAAACAUAAUAUCCCAGGAUAGUGCAAUGGAUAAUAAUACGACGACAAAUUUUAUGACACGUUCUGCUGUUGGGCCUAUUGUGGGUCAGCAAAUUUCGUCUACCACAGGUUUUAUGACAUCCGAGCGAAAUUCAUCAGAACAUUCCUUCCUAAGUUCUACGAACAAUUCAGAAAAUUCAAACACAAUUACAUGUGGCAUCAGUCCUUAUUUAUCAUUUGUCGAAACCGAUGAGCAUCUAAAUUAUCGUCAAACUGGUGACAUUAAUGUUAAUGCGUUGCCAGUAGUCGAAAGUUCUUCAUAUCGAAGAGAAGGCACACGACGAUUGGUAUUUUUGGAUCAACAGUAUUGCACCCAAAUGCCAACAUUCAGUAAUGCAACCGAAGAAGGUCAAAUCGAGACAUUCAAUCAAGAUGCGCUGCACUGGUGGUUGGAAGAAGCCAAAUACUCGGAUCCUGAAACCCAUAUGGAUGCUUGUCUUCAGGUUGCACAUCAUUUGAUAGUGCAUUUAAUCAAGGUUAAGGACAUGCUUCUGAAAAGGAAAACCGAACUAUGUAAGUCUGAAUGUAAAAAGAGUUCCAUUCCGGUUCCUACACAAUCAUCAAGCAGCAGUCUUCAAGCGAGUGUAGAUAUGAAGAAAUUAGAUGGAAGAGGAGACGCGAACGAAAGUGCAGCUCAAAAGCCACUUUCCGAUACCCUGGAAGAAACUAGUAACUCAUUUAUAGAUAAUGAGAUAAAAGAAGAAGAAGAAUUUAGCAAGGAAAGCAAAGAUAUUGAGCAGAAUUCAACAUCGAUUACGGAAGAAGAGCCGGUACGGAGUGUAGAUAUGGAUUGUGGCUCUAAUGAAAAUUCACAGAAUACCUUAUCAGAAACUCCAGAGGAUAGAGCAGAUUCCCUUAUGCCAAAUUUGGUUCGGACAAAUGUCGAUAUAAAUACAGUAGCAGAGCCGCCACCAUCUAAUAUCAUGGCUGUUGAAUUUACUGACAUGAAUCUGAAUGAGACGCCAGCAGCCCCAAAACCGGAAGCGCAAGAAGCAAACGUUACGACACAAGCUUCGACAAGUGCAUCGUCUACGCGCAACACAGAAUUGACGCCCGAAAUUCAAGCGGUACUUGGUGACUUGGAAAUACCCGAAGGUGUCGAUCCGUCAUUUUUAGCUGCAUUACCAACCGAAAUGAGAGAAGAAGUAAUUCAAGAACAUAUAAGAAUGCAGCGUUUCGUUCAAAGGCCACAAAAUUCUGAAGUUCAAUCGAAUCAAUACACUUUGUCCGAAGUUAGUCCAGAAUUUUUAGCUGCACUGCCGCCAAAUAUACAAACUGAAGUUUUAAUGCAGCAAAGAAUUGAGCAACAGCGUCAGGCAGCGCAAUCGACAAAUCCCGAAGAUCCAGUAGACACGGCCGCCUUCUUCCAAAACUUACCAGAAACACUCCGUCAAGCGAUUUUAGCUGACAUGGAAGACUCUCAGAUAUCGAGUCUACCGCCGGACUUGGCAGCUGAGGCGCAACAUUUGCGAAGAGAUUGGGAAAGUAGAAAUGGAGCGCGUUUAGACAUGCAAAGAAAUCCAAUAAAUGGAUAUUUAUCGAGCCGUUUAUCCGCAUCCACGCAAAAUCUAAACGAGGAAUCGCGUUGGCAAAACAAUACAAUCUGGAGUGAUCCGAACGGUUUAAAUUCCGCACGUCAUCAACGCACUACUGUUAUACAUCAGCAGCAAAAUUGUGGAAAGCCAUUGACAUUGCUAUUGAUGGAAGAUCUUAAUAAUCUACCUGAUCCAGAUACGUUGUCUACUCUUCUACUAUUUUUAUUUAUUGAAGAUAGUAAAUUUAGCUAUACCCGUUUACAUCGUAUCAUACGAAAUAUAUGUUAUCAUGUCCCCAUCCGAAAUUGGAUAAUCAAUGCCCUAAUCAAUAUAAUAGAAUAUGCAACGAGUUCAUGCUUAUGGUCGGCCGGUACUGAAAUAGUGCAACCACAAUGGCUGAAAUUGAAAGUGGACGCCGCGUUUGGCUUUAAAUCAAACACAUUUAUUUUAAAUAAAUGUCAGGAUGAUUACACCAUAAGCAUUAAUCCUCAGGCAUCACAGCAAGUCGUUAAAAAUUGUUUAGAUAUCCUGUUUGCAUUGGCCAAGCAAUUCCCGAAAAGUUUUUUACCCGUAUCCACAGAAAGAAAGCAAAGGAAAAGGCAUUUAUUCAAAGGGAAAGAGGAUUUAAAUAUACCCACAUCGAUGAGCAAUUUAAAGGCUAAAUUUGGAGAGUCUAGAGUACUUGAUGAAUACCCGUCCACUUCUAAAGCGGUUGGCAAGUCCCAAAAGGGCUUAACAUCGGGUGACUUUAAAUAUAAUACAAACUCAACUGACUUUUGGAAAGUCCUAUUAAAUACAGAAAUUUAUGCUAAUUUACGUUUCUCCCGUACGUCGCUCUUUCCAUUGUUCUCGCAACCGCCAUGGGAAUGGAAAGCUACAAAUUCCGAAUUUAUAUCAUUUAACGAUUCGGCAUUUGCGAAACUCUUAGAUAUGUUAUCCUUUAAAAUAAUUAGACGCUCGCCACAAUUAACCGAUUUACUAUUAAAGCUGUUAGCUUCACUUAGCUCUGAACUCCCUGAAGAAGAUAGCGGUGUGACAGACGCAAGUAAAAUGGAAAUAAAAAGCUAUUUCAAGAAGAUACAUCCUGAGGGUGAGUUAUUACAACAACAACAACAACAACAACAAGAAGAAGAUAGCAAAACGGAUAAUGCGGAAGAUACGAAGGAUAAAAUUAAACAGCAUCCUAAACUUUACUCGAAAAUGUUCCCAUAUUUUGUAACUCUGAUAGAGGUUUUAACGCAUAAGUGUGGAACGAACGAGGGAUUAGAGAAUAUGUCAAAGUUAAUUUUUAAUAUGUGUCAAUGCUCGCAUUACUCGAACGUUGUUUUAUCAUAUUAUUUGCGUUCGGCUAUUAUGGGUUUGGCGGAGCAGGUUCAAAAUGAGAUAAAAGCUUUGUUAGAUGAAUUGCUUGUAUAUCAUAACACUGUCAAAUUCAAUACAACUUUUGAAUAUGAACAAAAGCUAUCAUGCCUUUCAUUAUUUAAUGGUUUAAUGCAAGAUCGAUUUACGGCACAACCAAUUGUUAUAUCAUCGCCCAGCGAUCCAAAACCAGCCUGCGAAUUGCAAUUAUCUGCCAUAAAGUAUCUAUUAUCUCCGCUAUCCGCUCAGCUUUACUUUCUACGAACAUUGAAGAUUUUUAUUCAGAUAAACAAUUUAUUGGACGCACAUAAUAACUGGUAUCGGUCUAAGCAGAAAUUAUGUUUGAGCGAAAUUCUUUCUUUGAAUGAGCUCUGGAGUACGCUAAGUAAAUGUCUUGUUUCAUUGGAAGAAUCAAAGGAUGAGUAUGCCGUACUUGUAUUGCAACCAACUGUUGAAGCCUUUUUCCUAAUUCACGCUUCAUACGAUGCAAGUAAUGCCAAUAAUUCGGAUACUAAAUGCACACAACCCGAUGCAGUUACCAAUACUUUAUCGGAAGAUAAUAGCAAGGACAACAGCACGCAGUCACCGGAAGAGGAUGGUGGGGAAGACAAUUUGGUAAAAAGCAAACUUCAAUGUGAUCGUCAAAAAUUCUUACAAUUCGCUGAGAAACAUCGUACUGUGCUAAACCAAAUUUUACGGCAAUCGCCCGUUCAUCUUUCCGAUGGUCCCUUCGCCGUACUUGUUGAUCAUACGAGAAUCUUAGAUUUUGACGUAAAGCGCAAAUAUUUUCAUACUGAAUUGGAGCGCAUUGAUGAAGGUGUUCGGCGUGAGGAAAACACAGUCAGUGUGCGUCGCGCAUCUGUUUUUGAAGAUUCCUUCCGUGCACUUUAUAGACUAACACCGGAAGAGUGGAAAAAUCGUUUUUAUAUUGUAUUCGAAGAUGAGGAAGGACAAGAUGCAGGAGGAUUGUUGCGUGAAUGGUACAUUAUUAUAUCAAGGGAAAUUUUUAAUCCCAUGUAUGCCCUAUUUUGUGUUUCCCCCGGAGAUCGUGUAACAUAUAUGAUAAAUCCAUCUAGCCAUGCCAAUCCAAAUCACUUAAGUUACUUUAAAUUUGUUGGUCGUUUAAUAGCGAAAGCAAUACAUGAUAACAAGUUGCUCGAAUGCUAUUUUACAAGAGCAUUUUAUAAACAUAUACUUGGAAAGCAAGUUAAACAUACUGACAUGGAGUCUCAAGACUAUGAGUUCUAUAAGGGCUUAGACUAUUUGAUGAAAAACGAUAUAACAACUUUAGGAUAUGAAUUGACUUUUUCGACUGAAGUGCAAGAAUUUGGUGUUACACAAGUGCGCGAUCUUAUACCAAAUGGCCGCAAUAUACCUGUGACUGAAGAGAAUAAAUUUGAUUAUGUUCAAUUGGUUUGUCAAUUGAAAAUGAGUGGCUCGAUAAGACAACAAUUGGAUGCAUUUUUGGAAGGCUUUUAUGAUAUAAUACCGAAACAGCUUAUAUCAAUUUUCAAUGAACAAGAACUUGAGCUCUUAAUAUCCGGUCUUCCCGACAUUGAUAUAGAAGAUUUAAAAUCGAAUACCGAAUAUCAUAAAUACACAUCGAAAUCGCUACAGAUUCAAUGGUUUUGGAGAGCUUUGCGUAGUUUUGACCAAGCGGAUCGAGCCAAAUUUUUACAAUUUGUUACGGGAACAUCAAAAGUUCCUUUACAAGGAUUCGGAUCUCUUGAGGGCAUGAAUGGUAUACAAAAGUUUCAGAUUCAUCGCGACGAUCGAUCAACAGACAGACUACCCUGCGCGCACACUUGUUUUAAUCAAUUGGAUUUGCCGAUGUACAAAUCAUAUGAAAAACUUCGUAGUUCUCUACUGAAGGCAAUUCAUGAGUGCUCAGAAGGAUUUGGAUUUGCAUAAACAAAUAAAAAACAAAACAAAAAAAACAAAAACAAAAACAAAAACAAAAUAUAAUUUUAAUUCAGUCGAUAUU